UGGGUCUGCGUUAUAAACCCCCGAGCUACAGCAGCCUGGUCAGGUGCGUGUGUGUUCGGGGAAUGGUCAUCAGCUGUCAGCAGAGGCUUUAAUCAUGUCCACGGAUGCAGAACACUCCCGGCGACGGAGAUACACACAUGACACCUUCGACUUCCCACGUGAGUUUGAUCAUCGCACCGAUGCUCACCAUCGAAGGGGGUCCCUAUGUGACAGACACUGUGCCGUGAUUGUCCAGAGCGAUCUGGUAGACACUCAUUCUGGAUCACAUCAGCACAGUUUGCUCACCCCAAGACUGUGUCCUGGGGCUGCCUCAACCCCAACCUGCUGUCAUCACUCAGAGGAAGUGUGUGAUCUCUGUCUUGUUAAAACCACCAUAACUGCUGAGAAUGAGGUGGAAGCUCUUAAAUUGUCUAACAACUAUAAGUUUGGAUUUAAAAAAUGGAAAAGCCAUAUAACGGAGCGGCCAUGGGAGGAUCGUUCAGAAAUUGUGAAAGAACUCUAUUCUGACUUGAACGUGGUGAAAUCUUCAAGUGACUCCCUUAUAACAUUUGGUAACAUUCUCUAUCUACUCUUUUGUGGUUGGUGGAUCGCCCUAUUCUAUCUCCUGGUAUCCAUCCUGAUGUUUCUCUGCAUACUGGGUGCACCCUAUGGUGUGCUGUGUUGGAGGCUUGCAGGGUACUUUAUUUGGCCAUUUGGAAAAGUUAUCUUGAAGAGUGGUGAAGCACACUCAAGAAAGUGCUGUGUGAAGUUCACGAAGUGCGAUGCCAUACCAGAGGUUGAUGAAUUGGAGAAGACGCUCCUUAUUCAGAAUUGUGACCGGUUACAUGCAGAUUUCCAGGGUCCUUCAGUCAGCUACUGGUGGCGCAUCAGCACUUACCUGUGGCUCCUAUUAGGAUUUCCUGUGCUUGCAGUAGUCCAUGGGCUGGCUUGCUUCAUCUCCUGGAUCUCUGUCUUUCUUAUUCCAAUUUCUAAGAUGAAUGCCAGGGUUUUGUCCUCUGUGCUGCUAAUGCCUCCAGAGCAUGUACACAUUUGCCGCACGCACAAGGCGGAAGACUCCUAUGAUACAAAGGUUGUCCUGUGCUGCUAUUCUGCUGUUAACUUCUAUUACUACAAGUACACAAUUGAUGGACUUAAUGUGUUUGCUGUCAAUCUGAUCAUAUUGGUGAUUGUGUCACUAGUUCUUGGCUAUAUAGACAGCCACAACAAUUAUACAAGCUCCCCUGUGAAAUUUACCCUCUCUUUGCUCUCCAUAAUGCCGCUGUCCUACUACAUUGGAAUGGCAAUUGCAAGUAUCUCUGCUCAGAGCAAUUUUGCAUUGGGAGCAGUGGUGAACGCCACGUUUGGCUCAAUCAUUGAACUGACCUUUUACAUCACUGCACUGAUCAAGGGGGCACGGGAGGAUAACAAGUGCUAUGAAGAAGUGGUGAAAUCUGCCCUAACUGGGACGGUUCUGGGGUGUGUCCUCUUUGUUCCUGGUUUGUGCAUGAUCAUUGGAGGAAUAAAGCAUCGGGAACAAAGGUUUAAUAGUAGGUCAGCUGGUGUGGGCUCUGCUCUGCUCUUCAUUUCUGUAGGAGGUGUAUUUGCUCCCACCCUAUUCUCCAAAGUGUAUGGGAAAAUGAUCUGUGGAGAGUGUGUGAACCUUGGACUUAAUGCAUCAGACAAGUACCUCUGCCAGAAUUGCCACACAGAGUUGAUUGGAGUAAACAAUACACUCUUCUACAGUGAGGUUAGGCCCUUGGUAUAUACAGUUUCCAUUCUGUUACCUCUCGCCUAUGUGAUUGGGCUCAUCUUCACAUUGAAGACUCAUUCUCAUAUUUAUGAUAUUCAUAUCAGUGACUGCCAUGUGCCUGGGCACCAUCAUAGCCCUGUGGUCCACUGGUCCCGCUGGAGGGCAGUGGUUGUUCUAAUUGGCUCCACGUUAUUAAUGUCUGCUUGUGCGGAUCUGGCCACCGAACACAUCAGUCCCAUUCUUAGUGGAGCUACAGUGUCCCAGUAUUUUAUAGGGGUGACAGUCCUAGCAAUGAUCCCAGAGCUACCAGAGAUUGUUAAUGGGAUACAGUUUGCUCUUCUGAACAAUCUGAGUCUAAGUAUAGAGAUUGGGACCUGCAUUGCGGUACAAGUGUGCAUGUUACAGAUCCCUAUCCUGGUUCUGUUCUCUGUGUUCUAUCCAACAGGUUUCACUUUGAUUUUCAGUGACUUGCACCUCUGGGCCAGUUUGUUUAGUGUGAUCUUGAUGAAUUACAUCUUUAUGGAUGGAAAAUGUGACUAUUUUCAAGGAACUGCUCUGGUCAUGGUUUACUUCAUACUUCUUGCCAUGUAUUUCUUUGCACCUUCUCCUGUUGGCUGUUGAUGGGGAUAUCCUGAAUCAAACGUCUGAACUCUAGUUGAGAAAAAGCUAUUACAAUCUUUAGCAGACUGGAACUGCCAGUCAAUCUGUUUCAUCAAUGAAGCAAUCCAUCUUGUGCAGCUGACCAGCCCAUUUUGCUGUUUGGGGUUAACCAUAUGAGCAUUUUUACAAGUAAAUAUCCAUUUCGCAAGAUUAUUGUUCUGAAAUCUCUAAUGUAGGUCUGUAAAUGGGUUUCCUGUGAUAACGGAUUAGAUGCAGUGCUGCCCUUUCUACUAUUCUAAUUCUAAUCUUGCUGAAGACUUCAUAACCCUCCAUAUGCAGCAAUAGCGUAUAAUUAACUUGUGCUAAUCACUGAAGAGGAACACGGUUAGCUUCAAUUGUCAGAUUUGUGGUUAUGUUACAGGACCUAGAAACUCCGUUAUGACGGUGCCCUUCUCAUGAAUUGUGAUAUAGCAGUUAUACAUCAAUCUUAGCUGGGAUAAGCAUAAGUUAUUGGACCAACACUGUGGCUGACCUUUACUGAAAAUUUGUGUCUUGGAAGACAACCAUUGGGAUUUCACUAGUUUACUCACUACCCUACACCUUUUGUUAUUUGUGGGGGUGCACAGGAUUAACACGAUUCUGCUAAAGGCAUCUCAACUGCUUUCUUUACAGCAAUGCAGUAUGGGUUGUGAUGCGCUGGUGAAGAACACCUAAGGAGGCAGUCAUACUGACAUGUAUUAUAAAAAUAUGUACUUAACAGAAGAUGUACUCCGUUUAUUUUAAGACGGUCACAUUAAAUGUACCUGAAAAUUUUUGACUGGUUUUAAAUCUAAAUUUCUCCAGGUAUGUUUAGUUUGAGUGCAAGGUUUGGGGUGGGGGUGGGAAGGGCGGGAAAUGUUUGAAGUACGCUUUCUUUCCAGUUAAAUGCACAAACAUCAAGUGUUAAGUAUGUUAUCCUGCAUUUUAAGGUAUUUAUCCUGGUAAGAUUAAUUUUGUAUAUUUAUAAUAGUAUCAUGUCAUCUAGAGAUGUACUGUAAAUAGAUGUAAUUUGUUACAAUGAUUAAAGCACUCUUUUUUUU
Pseudophryne corroboree (corroboree frog) is the source of this 3408-nucleotide messenger RNA. RefSeq lists its product as uncharacterized. The record is from RefSeq and is a predicted model, not a curated record. Gene Ontology annotation, molecular function: calcium:proton antiporter activity. Gene Ontology annotation, cellular component: endomembrane system; membrane. The coding region runs from base 95 to 2350 and encodes 751 amino acids. Gene Ontology annotation, biological process: intracellular calcium ion homeostasis; calcium ion transmembrane transport. The transcript has 20 exons. Lineage: Eukaryota; Metazoa; Chordata; Amphibia; Anura; Myobatrachidae.